AUGUCCAUCAAGUGGCAGCGAUUGCGCAUCACAAAUCGAGGGGAAAUACCUCCUCUUCUUUUCAAAUAUUCCUCAACAUCAAAAGGCUACGAGCUGUACAUAACUGAUCUUACCAACAUCUGGUCUGAGCAUCUGAACCACCAAGACAUCCUGAGAAGAGCUGAUAAAAAUGACACCACGAUCGAUCCGAGCGAGGACGCGGAACAAUUUGGAGUCCUCCUGCAAAAGAUAGAAGAUGCGCUGCGUAGCCAGCCCGGAACCACUGUGACCUUGAAUCAUAGCCCAGGAGAUUCGCUGGAGUUGGCUACAUCUACCCAACUGCCGGCUCCACUUCAGCCUCUGACGUGGGCUGCACAUCUCAUCAAGGAGCCACAGUCUGCUGCUACCGAUCAAUUACUUCUUCCCCUCAUAAAGGCGGAAGCUGACUGGGAGUCGCACCAGCGAUCCUUCAUAGACCAGCUGCAUAGGAAAGACUGGAUUCUCGCCAAGCUCUUCGAUAAGAUCGAAGCUGUGGGCAUUGACUUGAGUACUAUAUUUCCUGGUAUCUCUGGCUUACGGACGGGUCAGAAAGGCACAACACUGGCGCAGGCCGCCAAGCAUAUAAAAGGUGUUGCGCCUUUCGAUGAGAAAGUCUGGCUUGAGGAAGUCAGCGCGUCAGCCUCUGCAUCGGGGCUUGCCGCCAAUAUUCUGGCGGAGGCAUCCACUUCUAGCGGCCCAAAUCGAUCAAGAAAUCUUGAACCACCACCGGAUAUGUGGUGGGAGAAACUCACUGUAUCCAAGACUACCCCGACUCCUAUACGAGAAGAAAGCGAACUAAAAAAAGGACGCGAGCCUCCUGAAGAUGUGCUGGAGGCUGAUACUGACACGGCUACUGAAACAGAGGAUGAUGAGUUUGAACCUUCACUUCUAGCAGCUCCGUCUACGCUCGCACCACAAAUAGCAGACGACCAGACAGAUUCAGAGUCUGACCUUGAAAGCGUGGCUUUAGCACCAACUUCACUACCGAAGCCUAAACCAGAGUUAUCAGCCAAAGCGCAAAGUAAGCCGCGGGGAUUAGGAGUCAUCGGUGGUAAAAAGAAACAAACGCAGGCCAUCCCUAGUGAGCCUCAAUCUCCAUCAUUGAUAAAAUCCCCAAGUACAACAGACCAGCCACCCCCCGCAACAUCUCCUUCGAUAGAGACUAGAACAAAGAGAGUCAGUAAACUCGGUGUUAUCGGAGGCAAACCCUCUAAAAACGAUGCGACCCCUACUUUGACGCCUCAAGCAGAGGAGGGCAACGAUAAUUCACCUAGGGAGAUAUCAAAACACAAUUCUGAACCACCAAGAUCUCCAUCGGCUGAACGUCGACAGCCAAAGACAACUGAGAACUCAGAGAGAGAGGAAGGCCAAGAAAAAGCGGAUAGGAAGCGCGAAGAGUUGAAGAGACAACUGGAGGCGAAGAGCAAAGCCCCAGCUAAGAAGAAGCGGAAAUUCUAA
This is a messenger RNA of Aspergillus nomiae NRRL 13137, 1476 nucleotides long. RefSeq lists its product as uncharacterized. The record is from RefSeq and is a predicted model, not a curated record. Bases 1 to 1476 code for a protein of 491 amino acids. Gene Ontology annotation, biological process: double-strand break repair via nonhomologous end joining. The transcript is spliced from 2 exons. NCBI's taxonomy places the organism in Eukaryota, Fungi, Ascomycota, Eurotiomycetes, Eurotiales, Aspergillaceae. Gene Ontology annotation, cellular component: DNA ligase IV complex; nucleus. Gene Ontology annotation, molecular function: DNA end binding.